UCCACCAGUCAGUCGCCGCCCGAAGCAGGCCGCCAAGAGUUGUGCCUCAGCCGUCCGUUGGCAUUCCUCUCAUACCGGGUUUCAGUUUUGUACCACGAUGACAUAGUCUCAGUGCCGUGCGACAUACCAACGUGAAAGCGCACACAAUUUUUUUAAGUUUUUCCGUUGGAACGAGGAAGUCGUAAAGGUCUCCAUUGUUGCAGAACUAGGGACACUCCAUUCCCCUCCACCGAAGGAAGCAGGCGAGACCCGAGCGGCUUGCUCAUUUAAGACCGCUUUUGUAUAAAGACAAGGGAAAAUGGGCGAGCAUGGCCGUACCGACUCGUACCGCGUCGCAACCAUCGCUCCCAUUAAGGACGAUAAUAGAACAGCUGAUGGACAGUACAAGACACGGCGAAAACCUCCUGCGAAGAAGAGAAAACCAGGAGAUCUUGAUGACCUAAAACAGGAAUUGGAUAUUGAUUUCCAUAAAGUAUCUCCUGAGGAACUGUACCAAAGAUUUCAGACUCAUCCAGAAAAUGGCCUUAGUCAUGCAAAAGCGAAAGAGAAUCUCGAAAGAGACGGUCCAAAUGCACUCACACCUCCUAAACAAACGCCCGAAUGGGUGAAAUUUUGUAAAAAUCUAUUUGGUGGUUUCGCAUUAUUACUGUGGAUUGGUGCUAUUCUUUGCUUUAUUGCCUACGGAAUCCAGGCGAGUACUGUCGAAGAACCGUCAGACGACAAUUUGUAUCUGGGUAUUGUACUGGCAGCUGUGGUUAUUGUCACGGGUAUCUUCUCAUACUAUCAGGAAAGCAAGUCAUCCAAAAUUAUGGAAUCGUUCAAGAACAUGGUGCCUCAAUUCGCGACGGUAAUUCGUGAAGGUGAAAAGUUAACGUUGCGCGCUGAAGAUCUUGUACUUGGCGAUAUUGUUGAGGUUAAAUUCGGUGACCGGAUCCCUGCUGAUAUUAGGAUUAUAGAAUCUCGAGGUUUCAAAGUUGACAAUUCAAGUUUAACUGGUGAAUCUGAACCUCAAUCGCGUGGAGCUGAAUUUACGAAUGAAAAUCCUCUGGAGACAAAGAAUUUGGCUUUCUUUUCCACCAACGCUGUUGAGGGUACUGCUAAGGGAGUUGUGAUUUGCUGCGGUGACAACACGGUUAUGGGACGUAUUGCUGGUUUGGCCUCGGGUUUGGACACGGGAGAAACGCCCAUUGCCAAGGAAAUUCAUCACUUUAUUCAUUUGAUUACUGGUGUUGCUGUCUUCCUUGGUGUUACAUUCUUCGUAAUUGCUUUUAUUCUCGGCUACCAUUGGCUCGAUGCCGUAAUCUUCCUCAUUGGUAUCAUCGUCGCUAAUGUACCUGAAGGUUUACUUGCUACUGUAACAGUAUGUCUGACUCUCACUGCCAAACGAAUGGCUUCUAAGAACUGUCUGGUUAAGAAUUUGGAAGCCGUCGAAACUUUAGGAUCAACUUCGACCAUUUGCUCUGAUAAGACUGGCACUUUGACCCAAAAUAGGAUGACUGUCGCUCACAUGUGGUUUGACAACCAGAUUAUUGAAGCUGACACGACUGAGGAUCAAUCUGGCGUACAAUAUGAUCGCACUAGUCCAGGAUUUAAGGCACUCGCUAAAAUUGCAACCUUGUGCAACCGAGCCGAAUUCAAAGGUGGUCAGGAUGGUGUGCCAAUUUUGAAGAAGGAGGUAGCUGGUGACGCAUCUGAAGCGGCUCUGUUGAAAUGCAUGGAACUUGCUCUCGGUGAUGUCUUGUCUAUCAGGAAGAGGAAUAAGAAAGUUUGCGAGAUUCCUUUCAAUUCGACCAAUAAAUACCAAGUGUCCAUUCAUGAGAGUGAUGACCCCAGCGAUCCCCGUCACCUGCUUGUGAUGAAGGGUGCUCCUGAAAGGAUUUUGGAACGGUGUAGCACUAUUUUCAUCGGCGGAAAGGAAAAGGUACUAGACGAAGAAAUGAAGGAAGCUUUCAACAAUGCGUAUUUAGAACUGGGUGGUCUAGGUGAGCGUGUAUUGGGAUUCUGCGAUCUUCAACUACCCUCCGAUAAAUAUCCCAUCGGCUACAAGUUCAACACUGACGACCCCAACUUCCCCCUGGACAACCUUCGCUUCGUUGGCCUCAUGAGUAUGAUUGAUCCACCACGUGCGGCUGUGCCCGACGCUGUUGCUAAAUGCCGAUCAGCUGGUAUCAAGGUUAUCAUGGUGACGGGUGACCAUCCUAUCACAGCGAAGGCUAUCGCCAAGUCCGUGGGCAUCAUUUCGGAGGGCAACGAAACCGUGGAGGACAUUGCUGCUCGUCUGAACAUCCCAGUGUCGGAGGUGAACCCGCGUGAAGCGAAGGCUGCUGUCGUGCAUGGAACUGAGCUACGUGAACUGAAUUCGGAUCAAUUGGACGAGAUUCUAAAAUACCACACGGAGAUCGUAUUCGCCCGUACAUCGCCCCAACAGAAGCUCAUCAUUGUGGAGGGUUGUCAGCGCCUGGGAGCCAUCGUGGCUGUCACCGGAGACGGAGUCAAUGACUCACCAGCGUUGAAGAAGGCCGACAUCGGUGUUGCCAUGGGUAUCGCUGGCUCUGACGUCUCUAAGCAGGCUGCCGACAUGAUCUUGCUUGACGACAACUUCGCUUCUAUCGUGACUGGCGUCGAGGAAGGCCGUUUGAUUUUCGACAACUUGAAGAAAUCCAUCGCGUACACUCUUACAUCGAAUAUUCCUGAGAUAUCUCCCUUCCUCGCCUUUAUCCUCUGUGACAUCCCCCUGCCCUUGGGCACCGUUACUAUCCUCUGCAUUGAUCUUGGAACUGACAUGGUGCCCGCCAUAUCCCUGGCCUACGAGGAGGCCGAAUCUGACAUAAUGAAGCGACAGCCGCGUAAUCCUUUCUGUGAUAAACUCGUUAACGAGAGGUUGAUUUCGAUGGCGUACGGCCAGAUUGGAAUGAUCCAGGCCGCGGCCGGAUUCUUCGUGUACUUUGUGAUCAUGGCUGAGAAUGGAUUCCUGCCGACCAAGCUGUUUGGAAUCAGGAAGCAGUGGGACUCGAAGGCGAUCAAUGAUCUCACCGACUCGUAUGGACAGGAAUGGACCUACCGCGAUCGUAAAGCUCUGGAGUUCACAUGCCACACCGCCUUCUUCGUGUCCAUCGUGGUGGUGCAAUGGGCCGAUCUGAUCAUCUGCAAGACCCGCCGCAACUCCAUCGUACACCAGGGCAUGCGCAACUGGGCCCUCAACUUCGGUCUCAUCUUCGAAACCGCUCUCGCUGCAUUCCUGUCUUACACUCCCGGCAUGGACAAGGGUCUACGAAUGUACCCACUCAAGUUUGUGUGGUGGCUGCCCGCGAUCCCGUUCAUGCUGUCCAUCUUCAUCUACGACGAGAUCCGGCGCUUCUAUCUGCGCCGCAACCCGGGCGGCUGGCUCGAGCAGGAGACCUACUACUAGAUCCUCCCACCGCACUCGCAACCGCGUAAUAUUCCAGCUCUCGACAGACUGACAGUUGCGGUGCAAAUGUCGCUCCACUCCAACAUUGGGCAGAUCAUCGUACGCUCUGGCCGGUUCUAGGACCUAUAACAUCUCUUAAACGUUUUUAUUAAUAUCCAUGUAUCCAAUAUUGUUCUACUUAAAAACGAUACAUAUCCAAAAUUAAACUACCUUCAAUAAUUUGUUUGAGCCGCCAUGACACAUGCCGGCCAUUUUGAAUAAUUUGACGUUUAGGCACGUGAUCUGCCCGAUCGUAAGUUCGGAGCCGACAUCCAGUGUAUGUGUAAUCGCUGUCGUGUACGCUUGUUCUCACCGCUUGUUACCGUGUCCCGUCGAGUGUCCGCGGGCGAACGCGCCGCAAUCACCUUUAUAUAUGUAUAUAUAUGCAGUCGUGUGACGUUCAAAUUGUACUGUUAUCGAAAUCAUGUUAUUUUUGUAUUGUUUACUGAUUUCGGACUCGUCUUAUAGAAUCUCGUGUACGUUAGGCGGUGCGUGCGAGCGCGGUCGCGUGCGGGCAAGCGGAGCGCGCUGCAUCUCAAACUCAACCCUAUGACUGUGACGAUUGCGUUCAUAUUCCACUAAUUCACUCUUAAUGUAAUUAAAUAUCGAGGUUUUUUCACGUAAUACAGUAAGUAAAGUAGUAGAGUUAGUUCCGACGUGCGCCGGACACAGUCCCCGAGACACCACGCGCUCCGCGGUCGGCGGCCAACGAAAGCAUUUGUUGUAAAAUUACAUUUAAGCCAUUAUUAUUUAUAGUGAAUAUAGAUUAAGUUGGAUUUUAUGUAUGAAUAAUGUUUAGUUAUCGAUCGAAUGCGUGGCGCGUGCGAGCUAAAUGUUGAGUGAGUGAGUCUAGUGUACUACCGCUUACUGUUAGGUAGGUAGUUGAAAUUUUGAAGCAUAUUUUCGAUCGUAAUGUAGAGUCGGAGCAUGUUACACAGUCGCGCCGGACGACGGCCAGUGCCGCAGCACGCGUCGUUCGCCGCACUCGCGACACUGUGCUUUUCUUUUCCUAAACUAAUCAGAUCAUUAGUGAAUUUCAUAUUUAUAAUAGGCUGCUCAUGGUAAUUAAGAGUUUUAUUUCUUAAAUUAUUUAAAUGAUAAUAAACAAAAUGUAGAGAUGCGUAAUUAGAGAUUUUUAAAAUUAUACCAGUUAUUAUAGUCUUAUUGAUUGACGCUCGAGUCUUCUACCUGUGGAGCGUAAGGGUUGGUGAGGGGUUAGCUUGUGGAUAGGAUAUGGUGCCAAGGGCCUGGGGUGGACAGGGGCGUGACAGAGGGACCGAGCGACGAUUGAUUCCAAUUUUGGUAACGAAUACAUAUAAACAUAUAAUGGUUACAGAAGUAAUAUAUAACAUUAUAGUAACUAAUAAAUCUAAAUUAUAUGAAAUGUUUAUAGAUCUAAAGUGAUGUUUGUUUGUUUGUCUGUCUGUUUGUUUAGAGUGAACUUUCCGUGCUUGUUCGUAUGAACUGUACACUCAGUGACAAUAGCCGUUCAUCAUUGUCGAUGUAAUUGUUAGACGGCUGAGGUCGUAUGGGAGCUGUAUGUUUGUUUGACGUACGUACACUGUAGGUAUAACGUUUGUUUUGCGUUCGACAGUAAUUCUUUACACCGUUUUCAUUUCAUAGUAUUACUCUGUUGGCUAGGAGCGCUGUAAAAAUGUAAGUGUUAAUAAAAAAAACAUUUUCAAAAUAUUA
Molecule: messenger RNA, 5140 nt
Organism: Leptidea sinapis
Lineage: Eukaryota; Metazoa; Arthropoda; Insecta; Lepidoptera; Pieridae
Gene: Atpalpha
Product: sodium/potassium-transporting ATPase subunit alpha
Exons: 17
Coding region: 299-3409 (1036 amino acids)
Biological process (GO): proton transmembrane transport; intracellular sodium ion homeostasis; sodium ion export across plasma membrane
Cellular component (GO): membrane
Molecular function (GO): ATP binding; ATP hydrolysis activity; P-type sodium:potassium-exchanging transporter activity
Source: RefSeq, a predicted model, not a curated record